Molecule: messenger RNA, 1758 nt
Organism: Labrus bergylta (ballan wrasse)
Lineage: Eukaryota; Metazoa; Chordata; Actinopteri; Labriformes; Labridae
Source: RefSeq, a predicted model, not a curated record
ACAAUAUAUUAAUAACAGAUAAUAAUGCUCGAGUACUAAACAGGAUUAACGGUCUCUAAAUUCUAUAAACACGUUUCAUUAGAGUUGUUUUAAAUAUGCAGAACCCUUACAAAGACACAUGCUUCAUAUUCUCAUACCUCUCUAUGAUCAGUUCUAGGUGCUGAACCGCCUACAAAAUAUGUUCUCAAGGGGACAUAUUGGGAGAGCUUGAAGCCGACCUUUUCUGGACAACCAAAUUCAAUUCUGUGGAAACAUAACGGAAACAAAGUGGUGGAGUUUGACAGCAGAGAGCAGAAGGUGUACGGAGCGUACAAAAACAGGAUCACUCUCGACUGGGUCUCGGCAGAGCUCGAAAUCACCGGCCUCAAGUUUGAAGACAGAGGACUCUAUGAAGUGGAAGUCGACAUCGACAACAUUUUCUAUCUGUCACAAUUCAAACUGGAGGUCAUAGACAAGGUUGCCAUGCCGACCAUAUCUUGUGAGAUAAACAAAGACGGUGGCUCCGAUGUUUCUGAGGUCCGGGCGACGCUGCUGUGCUCUGCAGACCCCACCCCACCUGAGUCCAUGAUGAAGUUUAAGUGGAGAGCACGGGGAAAAUCACAACCGGGACACAAGUUUAAUAUUUCUCUGGGAGACGAACGAGAUAACAAAGAAUACAGCUGUUCAGUCAGCAACCCUGUGAGCAGUGAGACGGCGACAUUCACAGCAAAGGAUUGUUAUCACGAUAAUUCAUCUGUAGCUGUGGCUGUCAGUCUGGCUGUCGUUGGUUUAAUCGUACUCGUGUUGAUCAUCUUCUUCUGCAAAAAGAGACAAAAAGCAUGUUUUUCUAAAGGACAACAGGAUGAUGAGGAGAAACAGACUGAAGGCUCAGAUAAGAAGAAGGCUCAGGGAGGUGAAACCAGUCCUCUUCUUGAUCAGCGACUCAAUAAUACUAUGAGCCCCAAUCACCCUGAUAGCAUGGUCAAAGAAGACACUGAAUUACUCUUGGAAAAAGGGAAUAUCAUGAAGAUGAUACGUGAAAUAGACAGACGGGCUGGUCAAGAACCUGUUGUAGAUAAGAAGCCACCAGAAGGUUUCGUCAAAGAGAAGAAAGAACAGUUUGAAGAAAAGGCUAAAAAACCUCAACAGCCUCAAAACAAAACAGAGCCAGAGAAGAAUCUAGGUAUGAGUGAGGAAGCAUCGACUGUCCCACUCAAAGAUCAAACCUCUCCUACUCUUGCCAACUCAAGUCCCCCAAAGACUGAGGGAGGUCCAGAUGAGGACCCUAAGGACCCUGCUGGGGGUCAAAAGAACGGGUCUGACUCAGAGGAGGUCUAUGAAGACACUCAAGAUGAAUCUGACUCACAAACUGAUCCAUCAGGUACGCAACAGAACAGAAAUUAAUCAGACAAAGUCCUCUGUGAACAAGUCGUCCAGUGUUCCUCAUGAGGAAGGUUCAAAUACGACAUCACAAGAGCAAGAAUCUGCCACGCCAAAGGAAGAAGAAUCCACAGAAGAAGCUAAACCGGUCAAACUGGUUCCUCCAGCUGAAGAAACAUCCAAUUUAAUGAGUAAUGGAGAAGAAAUAGAUGAGAAACAGCAUUUAGCCAACUCAACAGAAGUGAACACCAGCAACACUGUCACAUUAAAAAAGGCUUCAGACACUCCACAUGCAGAUGAGGGGCAGAGCAGGCAGGACUCAGGUGAGAGGGGGGGGCAGGCAGAGGCAGAUCAAGGUGAGGGGGGAAAUGAUGAAGAUAAAGAAGAGGAUCAGGGUGG